Molecule: messenger RNA, 1143 nt
Organism: Glycine soja
Lineage: Eukaryota; Viridiplantae; Streptophyta; Magnoliopsida; Fabales; Fabaceae
Exons: 2
Coding region: 191-811 (206 amino acids)
Source: RefSeq, a predicted model, not a curated record
AUAAUAAAUCCACAACCACCCACACACCACAAGUCCAACUCCAACACAACCACCAUCUCCCCCAUGUGAACGUUACAUUACACCUUAGUUUGGUUUUGUAGCAUUAUUAUCCCUAACCCAUCAAAAACAGCAACAACAACUAUUGUUGAAUUAAUUGCACCAAAUAUUGUUUGUUGUAAUUAAUACUCCAAUGGGGAAUGCCUUGGGGGGAAAGAAAACCACAAAGGUGAUGAAGAUUGAUGGGGAAACCUUCAAGCUUAAAACCCCAAUAAAAGUUUGUGAUGUGCUAAAAAACCACCCUGGUCUUGUUUUAUUGGAGUCCGAGGCUGUGAAGCAUUAUGGUAUAAGAGCGAAGCCUUUGGAGGCCCACAAGGAGUUGAUGCCGAAGAGGUUUUACUUCCUUGUGGAGCUUCCGAAGGAGGCGACGGUGGCGCCGAGGAGGGUUCGCUCGGGGAUCAACAUGAGCGCCAAGGACAGGCUCGAGAGUCUAGUUCUGGCUCGGCGGUCUGCUUCGGAUCUUACGAUCAUGAAGCCGCUGUCGAGUGAGCCGGCAGAGAAUGGGGGACUGAGGCUUAAGAUGAGGCUGCCGAAGGCCGAGGUGGAGAGGCUGAUGAGAGGGUGCGAGACAGAGGCUGAGGCUGCGGAGAAGAUUAUGGGACUUUGCAUGGUGAAUGGUGGGAAUGGAAAUGGGGAGGUGAAACAUUGGAAGGGUGUUAGAGCCAGAGCUGGGGAAAGUACUAAGGCACGUGAGAAAAGGGUGAGUUUUAUGCCAAUCAUUGAAGGAGGGAGUCCAAUAGCUGUGGCUUCGUAAUUACAACAUAUUUUACAUUAGCUUUGAAACACAGUGCACCCUUCAGUGUUGCUGCGAGCCAGGGAGAGUUAUCUCACAAAAGGAAUGAUCUUCCUGGUGCAUAGUUUAAUAUAUAAGAGUGAUGUUAUUUACAUUUUCAUGCUAUAUAUAUGUUUUGAAGUCACAAACGGUUUCUAUAACUAUAUGGGUGUUUGCAAUUAUAUUAGUUUCACUAGACAGUAAAAUGUAGUUCAGGUACCUUUGUAGCUAUGAAUUACUGAACGUACGUAUGUUUCAAUAACAUUAUCCCACAAAUUAUUAUAUGUAGAGAAGAGACAUCAUUAAUGGCUGUA